AUGGCAUUCGACCCCCGCCUAUUCGAGUGCGCGGGCUUGUCCCGCGACGAAUUGGUAACGAAGGAUAUGGGUCCUCCUGGAAACAGCGAGGACCUAAUGGGUGAUGUGGAGCAGGUCUCUCUCGAUGAGGAGGUUCUCAACGAAGAAGCGCCGCAGCGGCAUCAAAUGCUACUUAAGGCUGUAGUUCCGGAGCGAGUUAUUAUGCUUAAAUAUGCUGUGGCAGGUCUUUCUUCUCCAUUUCUGUACCAUCUAACACCUGAAACCAUAAGCUCAUCGAAGGUGCAGGAUCGAUCAUCAACGGUGUCUGGACAGGGACCUGGAGCUGUCGACGUCCUUAGAGGAGGUUCCAGGGAACUCCACGCCAAAGACGGUCUGAGCGCAAACGACGAUUCGUCGUCCCUGUGCUCAAUGCAAGCUCAACAGGAUGAACACCUCGCGGCAGUUCAAGGCCUCCUGCGGAGGGCAUGCACUGUCCAUGUUGGCCCGAAUCAACGCCUUUUUUACAUGAACCAUGAAACUCGAACAACUUCGUGGGUUCCCCCUGUUGAAGCUUGGCGAGACCCUACGCUGCCAUAUGGUUGGGAGCACUCCGUCGAUUCCAAAGGCGUAGACUACUACAUCAACCAUGUAAAUAAAACGACAACCUACAACAACCCGAGGAACGAUUAUACUUUAGAAGAGCCUCCUCCGGCCCCUAGAGAGGUCAUACUUGAGCGACACCAGGAAUUAGGUUUUGGCUUUGUCGCUGGCUCUGAACGUCCUGUGAUUGUUCGUUUUGUGACUGAGGGAGGCCCAUCCGAGAGCAGAUUGUUGCCCGGGGACGAAAUCCUUGCGAUUAACGGUCAGGACGUGAAAACGGCGCCGCGCGAACAAGUGAUCGACAUGGUCAAGUCAUGUCAAUCCAGUGUCACGCUCGUUGUGUGCCAACCUGUCACAAACAAUACCACGAAGAAAUCCGCUCUCCUCACGGCGGCGAAAAAAGCGAAGCUUCGAUCAAGACCGUCCCGAGUUCGAUUCGCCGAGGGCGUUGUAAUUAACGGUAGUCCAUUGUAUAGUUCCGAUUUAGAAGGUUCACCGAUACCCAACGUGAUGAAGGUCUUCCUUGAGAACGGUCACACUAAGAGCUUCAAAUACGACAACUCUACGUCAGUCUCAUCGGUUCUGGAUGUUCUCAAAGAGAAAGCUGGUAUUUCCGAUAGCGCCGCAGAUCUCUUCGGUCUUGUUGUGGAGCAGCUCAAAAGCGUAGGUGGACGCAAAAAUAAAAUCACUCUACUAGACCCACGCGAAACGCUAGCGAAGAUCGCAGCCUUACCAGGCUCACACAAUCUGCGGUGUCUCUUUCGCGUCGCCCUCCUCCCUUCGGACCCCUACGAGCUACUCCAGUCCUGUCCACAGUCUUUCGAAUAUCUGUAUCAGCAGUGCUGUAAUGAUCUCGUCCACGACAAGAUCACCCCCCAGGUCGAAGCUCAUGUGGCUCUUCGGCUCGCAUCUCUUCAUUUGCACCAACAUUUGCUCACACAAGGUCUCCAAGGCAAACCCAACGGGAUCAAGCAGAUCGAGGGAGAAUGUGGCCUUACACGAUUUGUGCCUUGGUCCCUACUCGAGUCCAUGAAGCGGAAACAACUACGGAAAAUCUUAGCUCAAUUCAUGAAACAGAACGAAGGUCUCUGUUCUCCCGGACAGAAGCAGCUGACGCCGUUGCAGGCCAAAUUGCAUUUUCUCAAAAUCAUGUCGGAGCAGCAAGGUUACGGAUGUCGAUUCCUAGAACCCGUUGUCGAAUGUGAGGGUUCGACGUUCCACCAGGGCGAGUAUAUUUUGUUGAGUGGUCGUAUAGGACUGUGCAAGUUCCAUCGGCCACCCGUGCACCCUCUCAAUGCACACUCAGUCCCCCAUCUGCACAACCAUCAUCAGCAACCGCAACAAAUGCAGAUCAACAUAGACAAAGUGCCUCCGAAAAACUCGGAUUCCUCCGUGCCACCCGUGGCUAUCGAGGAACGCGGUGAUGGGAGCGUUUCUUUGACGGCGAGCGCAAACAAUCACCAGCCCAUAUCGGAGUUAGUGAAAAUAGAGAACAUCGGCAAGGUAGUCAUAUCGAAAGAGGACGAUUUCACAUACAUCAUCAACAUUCUACCGACGAAUAUCGUGAUCGGAAUGGAAGAGCGACCUAUGUUGGAACUCGUUCUGCUACUGAAAGGUUACUACCAGUUGCUGAGGCAUGAAGAACUUUAUGUGGAGUGGCAGACUAUAAAUCCCUGGGAGAUCGAGACGGCUCCGGUGUAUCACGGAAGUCAUUUAGUCGUUCCGCGAAACUGGAGUUAUUGUCCCCCUCUCGAAGACGACGGCUCCCCCGAAGGGCUCCGCAAAAUGGACUUCUCGUUCCCGACUCCACCAUACGUGCCCAACGAGGUGAUCCUGAGCGAGUUCCGAAGCAUUUCCCGGAGCAGUUCAACGACAGGAUCUCAAAGGAAUCUAGAUUUCAACAUGAAUCUAGCCAAUCGUUUCGAACUCAAUGCGGAAUCCAUUCACGCGAGUCCGUCCGUGGCCAAGCCGAUAGAGACCAUCAAUCAUCGCGUUGUGGCCCGUCAGUUGGAGAAAGCUUAUCAGCAGAUGCGGGACAGCCCCGUACACUUCACGUUGGGCGACGACGACGGUCUCCCGUCGGCCACGACGCCAGAUAUACUCGGGCAAGUCAGACCUGACGACGUCGGCUCCAUCAACGAGAGUACGUCGUCAGGCGAAACCAAUGACGACAAACCGCCGCAUCUAAAGGCCGCAGACUCAUUGUUGCUCUUAGCCGCGGCCGCUGGUGCUGAGGUCGCGACGAUCUCGAAAGAGAUCUCUACUGAAGAUUCCGAUGACUCUAGCGAUACUAGUAAUAUAACGAAGAACGGAAGGAACCUCAAGGACAUCUUGACUAGAGACCAUCCCGACCGAAAUAGUUUAUCGAGUAACUCCUCGGGCAAUUCGACGAAUAACAUGCAGUCGUUCACUGGACCCUUCGACGGUCCACCCGUGCGUGCUUCAUUUGCCAAUUAUACAGAUACCUUGAGAAAAUACGAGGCCAUGGCUCUUCGGGAGACGUUACCCAAUGAGCAGGGGACCGACUCUGGCAAUCCGCAUAGCGUAACUCGGAUUGAGCUUCCAGCUGAAGGCAGUCUGGGCAACGCAAUUUUCGAUGUCGGCGAAGUGAUAGACCUGACCUUGCUGCCUCCACCGUCUACACCGGAUUUGGUGGAUUUCGCAGAUUUGGCCGAUCUGGGCCCCCUGAUAAUCCCUCCGCCCCCGCCGCCGAUCGAGUUUUGUACCCAAAACGAAAUCAUCGCGCGUUUCGAGCAAGCUUCUAGGGAUAUCUACGACAUCAUUCAGACUCCCCCACCAAAGGCUCCGCCACGCCAAAAACGAGGUUCUCCUGAACCAGUUAAGCCAAUCCGACUCUCUCAACAUCUUCCGGCACCACCUCCUGAUCUCGAGGGUGUCUCUUUGAGCACGGCCAGGACAACGUCUUCAUCAUCCAGUCCUCCGUCCGUGGUGAGCUUCGUGAAGAAGGCGUCCGCUGAGCAAAACAGCGGGUUCGUACGAGCCCAGCAACAAAUUCUGACUAUGGCGUCUCGGCUGAAACGAGUCCAUUCGAUGAAGAAUCAAAGUAGUGUCACAAAGCGAGACCCGAUCAAAUUGUCCCAGGCUCACGACGCGUUGAUUUCCGAAGCCCGCCAGUUCGUAACUAGCUCAAAAUUGUUAGUUAAGGAAAUGGUGCUGAAAUCCCAGAAGAGAGACAUAGGAAGCGUCCAGGUCGAGAAACUCCACGACCAUUUGAUCACGUGCGUCGCCCUGCUGGAGCGAAUGUUCCUUUACUGCGAAACAGUCUUGAUGCAGAGCGCGGAGGUGUGUCAUCCUCUUGCCGAUCAGAUGGAUAAAACGGCCAUGGAGUUCCACAAGAUUAUCGGGAUAUACCAAACAGGAGAAGGUACGACCGAAGAAGAAAUUGGAGGUCAGUUGGCCAGAACCCUCAACUCGUUGAUGCGAAUUCUCCGAACUUGAACGUCCGGAACAAUCGGACAGGGCUCUCAAGUGUUCAAAGUUUAAUUGUCGUGGUCGCUGUGUGCCUCUUCUCAUCGAACGAGUCCGGUGGACCCUCACCGAGGCACCGAGCUGCAUUCACCGUAUAUCCGAUACGAUAUACGCGAUAGUGAAAUGGACCAUCGUCACAACACAGAAACGAUAUACAUCGAAAAAGCGAUAAAGGAAGUGGAUCGACUUUAGGAUUCAUAAUCAGACUACGUAGAGAAACCUGUGCAACCUGCUAGCGUGCAAUUCGUAGGCGGAUACGAGGAACUUAGUUAU
Galendromus occidentalis (western predatory mite) is the source of this 4341-nucleotide messenger RNA. RefSeq names its product FERM and PDZ domain-containing protein 4. NCBI's taxonomy places the organism in Eukaryota, Metazoa, Arthropoda, Arachnida, Mesostigmata, Phytoseiidae. Bases 1 to 4038 code for a protein of 1345 amino acids. The transcript has 27 exons. Gene Ontology annotation, cellular component: cytoskeleton. Gene Ontology annotation, molecular function: protein binding. The record is from RefSeq and is a predicted model, not a curated record.